Centruroides sculpturatus (bark scorpion) is the source of this 905-nucleotide messenger RNA. Its product is annotated as Down syndrome cell adhesion molecule homolog. NCBI's taxonomy places the organism in Eukaryota, Metazoa, Arthropoda, Arachnida, Scorpiones, Buthidae. Gene Ontology annotation, cellular component: axon; plasma membrane. The transcript is spliced from 3 exons. Gene Ontology annotation, molecular function: cell-cell adhesion mediator activity. Bases 229 to 714 code for a protein of 161 amino acids. Gene Ontology annotation, biological process: homophilic cell-cell adhesion; axon guidance; dendrite self-avoidance. The record is from RefSeq and is a predicted model, not a curated record.
AUAAACGGAGAGAAUUAAUAUAACUCUGUUUAAUCAAAGUAAAUUGCUUUUCGAAUUACCUAAAUUUACACAAAUGGUUCCUAUUUUGCCCACGUCGGGGCGCUUAUUGACUUUGUCAUGUCGAUAUAUCCAAACAACGGAGUGGAAGAGAAAGAGAUGAUUAACUUUGGUCAGAAAUUUAUAAGAAUUAUAUAAUAAUUAGCAUUAAAAAUACCCUGAACUCAAAGAAUGUUAUCAAAAACUAUAGUGAAGAUCUGUAGCAUUGUUUUCACCAGUCACGUCGUUUUAGGUAUAGUACCUAUCAUUCAGCCAUUUACCUUUCCUAAUAUGCUGAUAGAAGGCGACAGCACUAAAUUACUAUGUGCAGUGCUAAAAGGCGAUAAACCAUUGAAUUUUAAAUGGUUUAAAGAUGGAAAUGAAAUCGUUACUAACUCAAAUGUAGAAAUAUUAAUAUUACAAGAUAGUUCUAUACUUACUAUACAUCAUCUAAAUGCAGAAAAUAGCGGUAAUUAUACAUGCGUGGUGAGUAAUGCCAUGGGAGUAACUAAUUAUACAACCAAGAUAACAGUAAGAGCUGAACCAAAAUGGGUUUUGGAACCCAAGGAUAUGGAAAGUACUUUAGGUAGUGCAAUUACCAUAGAAUGUUCGGCAUCUGGAUUCCCAUUUCCAAAUAUCAUUUGGAAAAAAUUAAUCGGUGAAUUGUUUAUUAUUUAACUAAAUAACACAUUAUAUAAAAACAUAAGAUAUUUCUGUUUUCUACUGUUUUCAUAAAAAUUUUUUUCUCGUUUAGGGGAUGAUAUUACAACUAGUCAAGAACACGUGAUUAAUAAGAACGGAAGUUUAUAUUUUCAUGCGUUGACUAGAGAAGACAACGGGUUUUAUGUAUGUCAAGUCGAUAAUGGGGU